This is a messenger RNA of Pocillopora damicornis (cauliflower coral), 2297 nucleotides long. RefSeq lists its product as uncharacterized. The record is from RefSeq and is a predicted model, not a curated record. NCBI's taxonomy places the organism in Eukaryota, Metazoa, Cnidaria, Anthozoa, Scleractinia, Pocilloporidae.
UAAACACUCGCCUGAUAGAGGCUAGGCAUGAAAUUUUCUUGCUUUUUACACUCUAAACCGUGCCAAAAACAUAACUUUGAAAGAUCAUGGUGACAUUUCAACUUAUUUUUCUACUUACAGUUUUAGGGACAAAUUGUUUGGCGUCGAACAAAGAGGGCUGUCGUGAAGUGGAAAUGAAUCCUUCCGUCGACAACCUCUACUUGGAAAAUCACGUCUUCAGGAAACUGGAGAUAAAAUCAGCCAGUGCCUGUGAAGUGAACUGUUUUAUGGAUGCUGACUGCGUCUCGUACAAUCUGAGACAGCCACGGGAUCCAGAAGGAAAGUAUUUGUGUGAACUGAGCAAUUCGACAGACAAAAUUCAUCCCCUGGAUGUCAAAUUCGAAGCGGGAGCUGUCUAUAAAUCAUUCCGGAACCCUUGUUCAGAUAAUCCCUGUUCUGCGAUCCAUCGAUGUCAAACAGGAUUCACCAGCAAAGGUUAUCGUUGUGUUUGCAGAAAUAGACUCUUUGGAAGCAACUGCACAGAAGCUCCUCCAUCAGUGCAAGUGUUUCCUGAUUCUAUCGAGACCGAGGAAGGCAAAAAAGUCUUCAUGACAUGUACAAUCAUUAGCAUUCCUCCUCCACACUUCAUUAAAUGGAGCAGGUCUCAACAAAGUCUACCUCCCACAAGAAGCCACGUUCGAGGAGUAAAUCUAACUUUGGAAAACGUCACCAAACAGGAUACUGGCUCAUACGUGUGUACUGCAAAAAACAUCUGGGGUACAAUCUCAUCCUCAACGCACCUUAAAGUCUAUUCAGCUCUUAAGUUUACCGUUAAACCUCCGUUGAAUGUGACCGUGAAGGCUGAUGAAGUUCUUACUCUGCCUUGUUCUGCUGCAAGCGAUCUAAAGUUGUCGUGGAUGUUUGAUGGGAUCGAGUCGUUACCUCCUUAUGCAAGAAUCGAUUCCUCAAAUAACUUGAUUGUUUCUUCAGUCAAUUUCACCCAUGGUGGUAAUUACAUUUGCCGUGUGACUAAUGCGCUCAAUUCCAUUCAAACAAGUGUCACCGUUUACGUCAAGUACCCUGAAACCUGCGCCAAAGUGAAGACAGACAUCAGUGACAUAAGUGGUGAUUAUUUCAUUGAUCCUGACGGUAUUCUUGGCGAGAAUCCAUUUCCUGUUUACUGUAACAUGACUGACAAAGGAGGCGUUGGAGUGACAGUUAUCAGUCAUGACAGCGAGGACAGAAGCCACGUCAAUGGAUCUGAAGCAAGAGGUAGCUACCGCUGUGACAUCCAUUACAAUGACAGCAGCCUUUCCCAAAUCACAGGACUGAUAAAAGUCUCCAAUACCUGCCAACAGUUCAUUAAAUAUGAAUGCCACAAUGCUGCAAUGCGCUUAGGUCGAGUUAGCUGGUGGGUGUCACGUGACGGUGAGAAAAAAAAGUAUUGGGGCGGAGCCACUGACGGAUGUGCGUGUAACGUGACUAGUACCUGUCCGACUCAAGAGUUGCCCUGUAACUGUGACGCGAACGAUAAUGUUUGGCGGGAGGACAGUGGUUUUUUGACCAUCAAAUCCGACCUUCCAGUUACUCAGUUGAGGUUUGGUGACACUGGUCAUGCUUACGAGGAAGGAUAUCACACACUUGGAAAACUGGAAUGCUACUAACGAACUUGACUGAAUGUUGAGAAAAUGGACUCACCUUUUACCAUUUUCAUGCGCGCGCUACGUGCUCCGCUAUUGUCGAUUUCACUCGACCUUAACAUACAUGGACGCAGUGAAUUGCGCACCUCCAUGUAUAAAAGAGAGGAAAACGACAAACGGGUUUUUGAACAUUACUAAUGUUAUGAUUCGUCCCGUAUCCAGGGAUGGUAGUUUAGUUUGAAUCUGUUUUUCUGGCAGCCAUACGUAGCUACAAAGCAUACACACAUGCAGUGUAAAGAUAAUUAAAGACAGACCUUUCAAUUGUUUUUUUUGAAAGAUUUCUCCGUGGUUCAGCUUAUAUCACACGUCUAUUUCCAUGUUCAACAAAAACAUUUAACCUUUGUAUGAUUGUAUUUCAUUAUUUUGCAUCCUCCGUUAAAGCGGACUUCAAGCUGUGUUCGAAGUUCCACAUUGCUUUUCGCGCAAUUUUCAGUUAGGUUAGUUGGAGACAUUAGCCAUAAUUUCUCAACAAAAAAGCGGCUGUAAAUGAAUGCCUUUAUACUCUUCUUGACUGAAAUUAAAUGUGUAACAUUAUUUGGUGAAAGAAACCGAAUAUAGACUUCAUUCCAUUUUGGCAGCUGGUUUUUUUGCUAAUAAAAACAUACUGAUUUACCUCAA